AACUGCCUCACCUGCGAGAGGCAACCUCAACAGCACUGUACGGGAAUGGGUGAGGGAUCGAUAGUAAGUAAUGUGGCAGAGAUGGGAGAGAAUAGGAUAGGCCCGCUAAAACAGGAACGAGUGAUCCUUUGUACUACGUCGACAUGCGGUCACUCCGACUCACGUGCUCCCUCCGAGGCGGAGAGGAGCGACUCUCCUAUCGCACACUCGAAGCCCGCACUUUAGUUUCCUCUCCAAAUCUCCCGCGACGUGGUGCCUCCUCGCGGCCACCAGGAGAACCAGUCACACCGCGCCGGCGGCGCCAGUGCGAAAGCAGCUCUCCAACGCCGAGGUUCAGAAGCCGCGCGCGUACCGGGGAACGAAGCAUCAUCCUCCGGAGGAAGUGAAACGGAUUUCUGUUCUUCUUCAUUUUUUUUCUCUCUCCCUCUUUCACUGCAUCUCCUCUCCCACCAACGAGAGCACGCGCCGGUGUUCAUCCUCCUCGCUAGCGGUGCCAGCCCAGCCGGUUUCACCGAGAGAUCCAGCAACCGCCGGCAGAGAAGAAGAAAAAAAAAAGCAAGCAAGAAAAAGCAAAACCCCCCGCGAGGGGCCCACUCCAAACUCGCAGGAAGCGACGACACCCACCGAGGCGAGCCCUCCCGACACGACGAGACCGGCCGAGAGAGCUGCAUCACGCCGGGCGUGGAUAGUCGCCGUCGCGCCCUGAUAUCCCGGCGUGUGUGUGCGCGCUGCCUACCUACGCUCGUGCGGAUAACCGGCGUCGCACACGCUGAACCGAAUCGGUCCUCCGUCGUGGUGCUUGUGCUUCCCCCUCCUGACAUCGCGACACUUGUGCGCGUCGUGAGGAGUGUCGAAAACCACCCCCGAGACAGGGCGAGCGGCGCGGGAGAAGGCCGUUUGUUGUCGAUUGUCGGCGUUGCUUCCAGAGAAUCGACGUUGUUUGUUCGCGAAGAAAACGAGUGUGUGUUCGGUGUUGUGCGUGGUUCCGGCCUGAAGGGAGCUCUCCCGUACCGGGUUCCCUCUGCCGCCCGAGUUGCGUGUCGAAUCGCACGUGUCUCUGCGGCCGCGUUUGGAAAGCUCAAGUUCGCACGCGCGCGGGCGCGCGCGUUCCGGCGUCUCCGCUGUCAAGGACGCUGAGUGCCCGUUCCGCUCACGGGAAGCGCGGGACACUGCGGCGACGGAAGGAUGCUGUCGUCGUGAGGGACGCGCAGGAUACUCAAGGCUUUAGCCUGGACAUCAACUUCUAUUACAGUGCCAAGCAUAGAUUGGGUGCUGCCGACUUCUCGGCCGCCAAAGUCUAUCGACAUACACAAGUACAGGAACGAUGACGAGGUUAGAGAUGCCCAAAUUACCUUUCCUGCUGUUCCUGCUGCUCGAUGUAUUGACAACAGAGACCACAGGUCAAGGCGUGCUAUUCACCACCACAGCCACAGCCACAACUACCACUACCCUCGCCACAACUGCCACCAGCACAGACGUGCCGACAACGGCGAAAACGCUGGCGUCGCAGGCGACUGUCGCGUCGACGUCGCUGCCGGCGACGACCACGACGUACCAGUCGCCUUCCUCCUCCUUCGCUCCUGAGUUCACGACGGCGGAAGCCUCGGCGAGAGCGAUCGCUUCCUCGGCGUCGGCGGUGCCGUGGUGCCUCCGAGAGCACGUGUCGUACGAGCGCCUCUCGGGCUACAGGGUGGCCGACCUGCUGGCUGGACAGCGGGCGCUGGCCGAGCCCACGCAGCCGCCGCCCCCUUCGACGGCCGAGGAGUGCUACCUGCGCUGUCUGGACGACGACCGCUGCCGCGGGUACAGCGUCAACCACGUCCGACAGGUGUGCGCGCUCACGUGGUUCGAGGUGGCCAACAAGUCCGACUACCUGCUGGCGGACCCGAACUGGAGCUUCCACCGCAAGAUCUGCCUGCCCGAGCGGCCCUGCCUGAGGCACUGGUCCUUCGAGCGCGUGCCGCAGUUCCACCUGGUCGGCUUCGAGGACAAGGUGGUGUCCCAGGUGUCCGACCAGGACGGUUGCCUGCAGCUGUGCGCCUCGGAGACCGGCUUCGUGUGCCGCUCGACGCGCUACGAGCCCGCCAGACAGCGCUGCGUGCUGAGCAGGCACGACCGCCGCACUGCGGCAGAGUCCUUCCACAGGACGGCGCCGGACGACGGCAGCGCGGCGGACGUGCUUUACAGCGAGAACCAAUGCGUCUCCGAACCACCGCGGUGUAACUUCCGUCCUCUGCGUGGUCGCUCUCUCAGUCGGGGUCACGUGUUCGUCGACGAAGAGGCCACGUCGCAUACCCUGUGCCAGGAGGCGUGCGUCAACCACACCGACUUCGUAUGCCGGAGCUUCGUGUACGAUCAAUCCCGCCGUCUUUGCCUGCUGAGCCCCGACGACAGCUACAGCGGCGCCGCCGCCGGACCCCAACCCGAAGAGAGGGCCGCGUCCGAAGAGGACACGACGCUGCUCUUUGAGAAAGGAUCGUGCAUCGACGUGGAGAUGCGGUGCGAGGCUACCGCCAUGACGGCCAUCAUCCAGGUGACGUCAUCGUUCCGCGGCCGCGUCUAUGCCGUGGGCCACCCGCACCAGUGCUUCUCAUCUUCAGUCACCGACACGGGUCACGUGGCUCUGACGGUUCCCUUGCACGGACGGCAGUGCGGCACCAAGAACCUGGGCAACGGGACCUUCCUGAACAGCAUCGUCGUGCAGCAUCAUCCGUACGUGCUGCAGAGCUCGGACAGGCGUAUUGACAUCUCCUGCGACUACGAGGAAGUCGAGCGCAAGCUGCGAGGCGGCAAGCAGGUCCUCGAAGGGGAUCUGCAAAGCCUGACGCAAGUCAUCACGGGACUGGCCCCCACGCCUCCCGUUCGACUGAGAGUCGUGAACGCGUCCGGAGAUGAGGUCGCAGGAGUCGACCUCGGCGAUCCGCUCUACCUCAAGGUCGACAUGGAGGACGAAUCCGUGUUUGGGAUCUUCGGGAGCUCUCUGACAGCCCGCAGUGGCGAAGGGUCGGAAACCAUACUGCUCCUGGACGACAAAGGCUGCCCCGUGGAGCCUGCCGUAUUCCAAGGCUUCGAGCGAGCUCCGGGCUCAAAGUCACUCAUGGCCCCGUUCCAAGCGUUCCGCUUUGCGUCAGACAGUACUGUCAAGUUCCAGAUGACCGUGUCCUUCUGCCUGGACGUCUGCCCACCGCCCAAAUGUCCAGGCGGCGGCGGCACGGAGGACCAGCAACAGAUGCAGCACCAGCAGCACCUGUCGACCGAAAGCCGCGCCGGCCGCAGGCGUCGCUCGGCCAGCGCCGACACGCACGCGCUGGACCUCCAGACCGGCGACGUGGUCACUGACGUCACCAUGGAGACGGCGCUGUUCGUCGUCCACAACCUGACGCCCUCGCCGCAGGCCUCCUCCGACACCGAGCACGCUGGGAGGGACGCCAGAGGAGUCUCCCAGAACAGAAUGCCCCGCGACGCCGUGUGCCUGACUCGACCCGUCGUGUACACGUUGGCGAGCCUGAUCGGCAUCGUGCAAGCGCUCAUCCUCGGCUCCUGCUGCAUGCUGCUGUUCGUCAACCGGAAGUGGCGACUUACGCGGAAGCGCCUGGCCGCCAUGCACGCGUCCAGCAGCCGGGCUUCCGUCUCCAGCAAGUCGGAACUCUUCCUCAGGACGUAGUAGCGCGGCGGCUCGUCACCACAUUUCAUACGGUUCCCCCCGACCCUACCCCUACUACGGGCUUUUACUGUCAGAAAAAAAAAAGAGCGUGUACGAUCGCCCGGAGGGGAGGAGGGGAAAUCCUGCCAUUUCGGGGAAGGGAGGGGGAAGAAAGGGACGCAGCCAGCCUUUGUGUCAGUUGUACAUGUGUGUGCGUGUGUCCUGGGAAAGAGACGGUGGCGCCACCUGUCGGCGUUCGAGAGGAGCUCUACGAGAGGCAUAUGACGCACAAAAGAGGGUUACUUCCAUUUGGCCCGUUUCGGCACAUCCACGAUGCGUUCUAUGCCGAUAACGAGGUGCAGUUUCCUCAUGAACUUUUUUGUUAUAGCGGAACUCCUCACGGGCGCACGCCUCUGAAACGCGACAGUGGCGCCGCUAUCAGGCGAUGGAGAGAAACGCAACGAGAGCCAGAUUUCAUGCACAAAACUGCGUCAACUCUCAAGGCCCGUUCUGGUACGCACACUAAGUGUUCCAUGAUGUCGAGAACAUGGCUUAUUUGACUAUUGGACUUUUCUGCAACGCAGCAAUGUCUUGCCAAUAUCUUUCUUUCACGAGCGUGGGCACCGCAAUCUUGACUGUAGUGCCACCGCUAGGCGAUUGGGUGAAACUCGGCGAGAGGCAAAUGUCCCACACACAACUGCGUCAAUUUUAUUGGUCCUCCUCGGUACGACCCCAGGUUGCGCUUCGAUGCCCAGAAGCUGGCCGACUUUCGUAGUAAAAUGUUUUGUUUUGGCCGCAGCCGUGCUGUUUUUUGUGGAUGCAACGUAUCUGCGUCCUAUGGACCUUGCGCCGGUGGGAACACAUUGAGCGCGGUUAACUUCUGGAAAUCGCAAGAUGGUGUCUUCACUUCGUAAUUCUGUUCGUAUUGUGGUGUGUUCACCUAAAUAUUAUGUUGCCACUGCUUCCGUCAUCUUGCGCAGAAAGAACGUUUAGCGAGAUUCAAAAGGAGAGCUGACAGCGCGUAGAUCAUGCAAGGUGAAACUAACACUGUGAGAUUGUUCUUUCGGAAGCUUUAAUAAAUGGCCGUUAUAGCAGCAAAUACUGGUCUCUUCAGACGUUAUGUAGGCAGCUAGUUCAGGAGGUUCCCAUAUCCAUUUUUUGGUCAUACUAUUAGGGCGCAAUAAUCGCUUCAUAGUGUUAGCGAUUGCUGUUUCAACGUCGGAAUCACGGGCUCGUACCUCUUAGCCUGCCAAAUGAGCUGCGUAAAAAGUUUGUUUUGUUCAUAAGCGACGUGGCUUCUUUAUCUCGGCUGCCAACAAACUUCGUCUAUCAAGGUUUCUCAAUAGCCUGUCCUUCUAAUUGAAGCACUUACACAUUUCCCGAUAGAAACAUUACCGCGAAGUUAAGCUCUAGCACCAAGAGCCUUAUGCGUCGUUACGCGUCUCCAAAUGUCUCAUUUCUGGCCGUCGCCUCGGUCUCCGGACGAGAGCACGGCAGUAUACAAACUAGUUACACAUAUAUGCAGUACUCACGUCAGUAGCCACGCGACAGUAUGCAACCAGGUAAAACAGGCUCACGCAGGCGGUACCGUUGCUCGGCCGUCCAGUCAGUGAGUGUGCAUAAUCCUGCGAGAUCGAAAAGGGUUUACAAAAGUAAUUAUCUCAGUGAUUAUUAUUAUUUGUUUUGAUAACAUAUAUGCACUUAAAAAUAACGGUCGCAGCAAAUACGCAGCUGCUAAUCUCGCGGGCACGGUAUAAAGUACCCUCAGCGAUUCCCAACGCUUUCUAGGCGCCGCAAAGUCAACUCUGAGACAGCCCCCAUAUGUGCCAGUCGCGUGACGUGACGUCAUCUGCGCAUGCCGAUAGACAGACAGGUUAAACAAUCAGCUACGAUGUCACAAUGUUGUACUGUAUUAUGUGGCUGCCUAUGGCAAGGUGUCAGUAAAAUUACUUGAAGUGCCAGCGUAACUCGUCCGCGGUGACGUCGAGUCGCGUAAAUUGUAGGCCUGGUUGCGGCGUAGCUUGUAUUGGCCGUAAUAUAAGUGGAUCAGUUGUGUGUCAUGACCGAGAUCUUUCAAUAUCAGGGAAUUUCGCUUUCAGCUUCUUACUAGGGGGAAGAACAAGUAUGUUCCCAAAAACAAAGAGGUGCUUUUUUUUUUCUCUCUCCUCCGAAACGCGUAUUGCCUCUGCCCUGAAAAUAGCUCGGUAAUGAAACGCAUCUGGCCUGAAGCUACCGGCAAAUUUCGUGAAGGCAUCAGAGUAAUGAUCUUUGCGGUUCAACCGCGGAUAUGGUUUUCGUUGCGCUGUUUCCCAGGACGCGAAGCCAAUUUCGCCAAUGGACGUUUACUGAUCGUGCCACCGUUAGUACGGUCCUCGGGGCCUUCAGUUUGUACAGACACGGACGGGAUAAAACAGCUAUGUACUCUCAGCAGUCUUUACGCGUAGCGUCUACGGGCCGCAUUUUAAUCAACGCUUAAUAAGGUGACAGGCUGACAGGCUGGAGGCUGGAGGCGUCGUUUCUCGCAUAGCGUGCAGUCGCAUACUUAGCUCGCCUACAUUCCUGUCUGGAGCUCCAUUAGUAUAAAAGGCUGGGGAUUGUCUGCUUUUUGCUUUUUAUUCUGUCAUCAUCAAACCCGGAAAGUCAAAUGGCAGCGUAAUCAGCGUUUGCGCAAAGCGUUGUUUACUGCAAGUAACGUUAUUAAAGGUCCCCAGUGUAAAGACCCCUUCCAGCUGAUUCGCCCGCUCGUUCCCACUUAGAAUCGCAAUGAGGUAGUACGAUCGAUCCUCCUUAUAACGAACUCUCAGCGCCACGAAAAUACAUUUCUCAUUUGCGAUGUUCGUUAUAAGCAUACAUUCGCUACGCGCUGAUAUCGGUUAGAAACACCUUGAGCAUUACUUCGCUAUAUCCAAUAUUUCGUUAUAACCAUGUCAUUACACGGAGUUUCGACUGUACUUUGUGGUGCCUUCAGCUCAUCCUAGGUCGGCCUAUUAACCUGUUUCGUCCACAAUAAAUUAGAACCACACUUCGUCUGCGAGGAUUCCGGGUAAUGAAAGUAAUUUUCUCGGUCGGAAAUGUGAACGUUGGCGACCCUGUUUCCUAGGCUGACGAGAAGCCCGUCGCACAGAAAACUCGGUCAUGCAAAGCGGCGUCGCCUCCCUGACGUCAUGUGGCACUAGCUUUGCUUCCUGAGAGAUAUAUGUAUAUAUAGAGAGAGGAAAGGCAGCGAGGUUAACCAGAGGAAAGUUUCCGAUUUGCUACCCUGCACUGGGGCGGGGGACAUAGGCGUUGCAAAGACGACAAAAAGCGAGGGGAGAAAGAAAAAGGAACAAGAAAGAAAGAAAGGAAACUGGUAAGAGAAAAGGCGUUCCAACCACAGGCGUUCACACAAGCCGGUCGAUCUCAAGAAGCGCAGUAGUGCUUGCACGGCCUUCUGAUGCGAUUUUACGUCGCGUCGAUGUUUCAAAAUUCUUUCUUCCGACAGAGGCUGGUCGUUCAACUGGUUCAGCACGACGAAAAGCGAUUGUCUCCGCACACUGUACUGCAGUGUACUGCACUCUACUGCACUGUAAAGUGUGCCUUCUGAAAAGUGGACAGUCGGGGGUAGGGAUGGAGGCUGAUUUCAGUGCAAAAUCGUACCACUAAUAAAAAGAAUAUGUACCGCAAAAUGCUACCUCUGCGCGAAAUACGAACGGAAACGAAGAAUCAGCGGUUCAGCCGGAAGGACCAUUUAUACCGGCGUACAUUAUGAACGCAACAUUCAGUAUUUCGUGACACAUUCUCGAGGCAACGAAGACGCACUGGAUCGACUUUCUAAAACAUCAUUGUGAAGUUAACAUUCCUCUGCGUGACGUGAGGCCGUGCUAACUUCGUUGUGUGACCAUUCCAGCGAUGGCACAGUGCGAUGCCGUGAGCUCUCUUAACGCGUCGCGCGCAUGAGUAUUGUCUACAGUGAGUAUUGUUUAAGCAAAGAAGCCGUGUUCUUGGACAUUGGUCAGGAACUAGACGAAGUGAUAAAUUUCUAUCAUUCCGCCCGUACCGAAGCAUUCCAGAUGUAAUCUCACUGUGUCAAAUGUUCUCUGUAUUCUCAUAUGAAGACAUGGGAUUUUUCUUUAUGGCAUCGAUAUCUACUCCGUAGAAUUUGCAGUUGAACCUACUGAUAAGAAGAAACUAUUGCGUGGCAUAAUGUAACGGUUUAGAAAGGAUGCUUGGUAUUUGUCGAACGGGAGCAAAAGAUUGCUGAAGUUCGGAUUUUCAGAAAAGCACGUGGAAUCACACAUUACAUUGAUUUUGACGUGAACGCAUUAUUAUUGCCAUAGCUUUGUACGAUUGUUUUCUGUGUGUUUCAUUUGUAUGAACAGUAUUUAAUGUGUUUCCUUUGGCGCUAUCGUGUAAGUGUAAGCCGACAAGCGUUUUUUGUUGCCCAGCAAAGCACUCUUACUAUGCUGGCCUAGUUGGUGGAUAGCUCUCAAGAGGUGUCGAUCAUUUUGUCCUUAUGUCCUUUGUUCUACUUACUUUCAGCGCCACACAACUUAGCGCUUUCGUUGCCCCUUGUUCGCUGUAUAUAAUCGCUGUGGUGUAAUAACAUUUAGUAAAGUUGCGUUAAUAUAGCGUAAUCCCGGCAUGAACUUGUCGCAACUGAAACGCGAGCAGGUAGUCCAUCAUAUGGUGCUCUUCUUCCCUUUUUCUUUUGAAAGCUUUCCUAAUUUUAUUAAGGAUGCAUGAUAACCUUAGUUAAGAGUGGUGCGACGUCUGACAUUGGUAAAAAUAGAACACAAACGCAAAAAAAGGCGGGCCUUCGUAACAACGCAUGGAGAAAGCUCAGCGAUGAAAAAUCAGAAAAUUUCCGAGCAUCGAGUUAUAGCGUUACACCAUCGCCGCAUGCGAACACGUCUGUGACUUUGCGGACAUGUGGUAUAGUGUGCGUAAAGCCGCUGCUCUUUGAAUACUAAUUCAAAAGCGUUGAUCACAAAACAAAGAGCUUUAUAACAGAAACAUUCCGCAAGAAACUGCGCACAGUUGACUGAACGAUGGAGUUAGGAAAGCUUGCACUUAUGUCUUCUUCAACCCCAAUCAUUCCGAUUACUGGCGCCUUCGUGUUCAUGUGUGCCUCUUCGCGGGUGAUUCGUACCAUUGCAUGCAACUGAAGAAUAUUCGCUGGAUCUCCCGUGUUUGUUAUACAAGGGCUCUGGUUGUUGUUACUCUGAAUAAAACCGCGCAGCAGGUUUUGUUUCUGGGUUCUACUGUAUAGCCGAAACGCGUUCGGGGACUGACUCGCCUAACUGUAGUUAUCUCUCCUCCAGUGAUGGACUUCUUCCGGCUGGAAAAUAGUUCCUAAGCUAGGACUCCGUAGAUGUCUGAGGGUGCGGCUAAAAGGCGCCGAACACACAACUUGAACAAAGGCUCACAGCGGGGUAGAACGGUUUCCUGCAAGCGUUCGUCGAGUUCCGAGCCGAACGCGGGAAAGCCUCUACCUGGCCUUUCUCCACUGCGAGGAGGCCGCGUUUAUUUUGGAGUGAAAGGUUUGAGAGUGCGUGCGUGUGUUUGCAUCUUACCAUAGGACGAAGGGCUCUUAUCCACGUCACCGUGUUUGCCGUUUCUUCACUUUUAACUGGACGAACUUGAAAAGGAAGCAAGAACAGGAGAGCGGACUAUAAUAGCAGGUCGGAAAGAGCUUUAGUGUGACAACGUAAGUUUCGCAGAUUCACGAUAACUAUCGACACUGCUAUAUGAUUAAUUCUACGAACUGCUUUGGAAGUUACGCGCUGAGCCAGCCGAUCACAGAUCGGGAACGCGAACCGGGUAAAGCAUGACAAUGUUUCGAGUAACACCUCAGAACAGUUUGUGCAUAGGUAACAAACAAAGCCGGUGCACUUUUUUGUCAUGCUUAGCCAGUUUAUGAGAACCAACUGGCUUUGUGUCGUCAUCGCAGGAUUACGUAAAGUCACCUGUAGUUGAGCGAACGUGGCGCGACGUUUGGUGAGACAAGAGCAUGCCGUUUGAAUUAAACCCGAUAUCUUCUAACCUUGUGAAUCAUAGGCGGUACGGAAACGAGACCAGAACAACUAUCUGCAUCAUGUAAUCAUGUCGGUACCGAACGUUACGUAUACGUAGUACGAGAAUAUGCGGGAGCAAAGGAGAAUGCGUGCGGAGUUUUUCUUUUGAUGCGGUCUUCGUGCCAAACAAGCUUCUCAGUUUCUGCCUCGCCGGCGAAGCGGCUUUCAACCGGCAGGCCUCCUCCUCCAUUGCGCACUAGAUCGUUUCCCGUUACGCUGUCCGUAUCACGUGGUUUCGGAGACUUGUUUAUCAUCGCUGCGUAACGCAGACUGUAACAUUUUUGCCACACGUUCUACUCGAGAUUCUCCAUUAGCUUCCUACAACACCGAGACGGCGGUAUUGCGCAGGCGUCGCUGUCCUUUCCUGCGUCAUACUUCCUGGUGCGCGGACACAGCAUUGGUUUGACAAAUCGCCGGACCCAUCGUCCCCACUGGGUUGCGGCGCGGAUUUCUUUAACCGGUGUUGCGUCCGUGAGGUGCGGUAUCUUUAUUGGUGCUCGUUUCGCUUGCUCCCUUCUUGCCAGACUUUUCUUCGUGGAAGAAGGUUCAUUGACCCCCUCGCAAGGUGAGCGCACAGCGUAAUGGAGUCUCUGCUGCGUACAGAGCAAAGAAAUGCGUCCACUGUCUUAGAAGAGACGCGUACAGUGGUAUGGAUGCACUCCUCGCAGACUGAGGUAUAUGGAAGCUGGUUCCGUGUUUUAAUAAUUUCUUUGAACUGGCUGUCCACAUGAAAGUUCAUUGCGUUUCGAAGCAAGAUACCAAUCAUUGUUUCAGGAGUGAGAGCAAUUAAAGUGCGUGUAUUUAAGGGUUGCUUGCCUCUAACCCGAGUGGGGCUCGACGCUCACAGAGCCUUAAAAGUGUUCUCUCCUUGUGUGAGUCUCUAGAGAGUGGAAGGGUUACCAUUACAUCGUGCCACUUUCCACGGCAACUUAUAUUUCUGAAGACUGGCUCUAUAGCCUUGUUCUGAUGCCUCAACUGUCAGCAUAGCCAAGUACUGCUGUUAAAGAAAAAAAAAAACUCUUUUUUCUCUUUACUCCCUAAUAGGGAUUUGCGGUUUUUGAGAACUGCUCUCGAACGCAAAUUACCGCAACAGGCAGCUAGCUAUUGACAUGAAUAUUUGUUUUCUACCUUCUUUUUGUUUAAGUUUGCUUGUGUAUUUUGUCCUUGUCCUUUAUGACGUUGCAGUUUUUGUCGUAGUGUUGCGUAGAACUGUUCGGUAUGCGCCCGUUCUCAUGGGCAAGCUUUUCCUCUGAGCACGACUAUAUAGAGGACAGCAACACUUUUCCGAUGAUUUCGUACUCAACUCUAGCUGUUAAGAGAAUGAGGGGAUUCGUGUGCCCUAUGUGUUAUCGCGGAAGCCAUAUUUUUUUGCGCUUCUGGUGCCGCUGGUGUGUUUUAUUCUAUUAUUUUUUUAGUUGUUCUUUGCGUGCUCUUUUGUAAGCGAAAAUAAAAAAAAGAGUGCAAUAAAACGACCCAUACCGUC
This is a messenger RNA of Dermacentor andersoni, 11179 nucleotides long. The record is from RefSeq and is a predicted model, not a curated record. Lineage: Eukaryota; Metazoa; Arthropoda; Arachnida; Ixodida; Ixodidae.